GUAUUUUACAUCAUUCUUUUUGUCUAUUCUCUGUACAGUGUUUGUUUUUCUUCCUUUCAAUACUCUUAAAAUUUGUUAAUAUAAUUUAAAGCUUCAUAGUAAAGUCUUUACCAAUGCAUUAGCUCAGUAUGUUUGUGUAUUUUAAGCAGAUUAAAGAGUACCAUUGUCCAGCUGGAUCAUGACAAGUGUUCUGUAUUUUGGUCUUUUCAAGGGCGAGGAUGAGGCAGUGCGUGCUCCCAUCCCACAAAGGCAGGAAGUGCUGGUUGAGGGUCCAGAUGAACUCUCUUUCUCAUUUCGUGGCAGACGCAGAGUAGCACGAUCAGUUUUUGAUAAAUUUCGGGACUUCCAAGCAGAGACAAAGCGUCAAGAGGAGGAGUUGUUAGCAAGUGCUGCAAGGGAGGAGUCUGUGGCAGCAGGAGCAUCUACAAGCAACACUAAUGCUCUUCCCACUCAUCGAAGUCGCCGAAAAAUGAAGACCUUAGAAGACCUCUUCAGACCACCUAUUGAUCUCAUAUAUCGAGGCACAUUCCAGGCUGCUCGAGAUGCAGGUGUAUCAAGAAAGCGCUGGUUGAUGGUUAAUAUUCAAGACUCCAGUGAAUUUCAAUGUCAAGUUUUAAAUAGAGAUGUGUGGUCCAAUCCUGCAGUGAAAACCAUAAUUAAGGAGCACUUCAUUUUUUGGCAGGUUUAUCAUGAUAGUGAAGAAGGGCAGCGAUACAUGAUGUUCUAUCAAGUGGGAGAGUGGCCACAUGUAGCAGUUCUGGACCCCAGAACUGGGGAGAACUUAGUUACCUGGCACAAGCUAGAUGCUGUGACAUUUUGUGACCUGGUCACAGAGUUCUUGUCUGCACACCCAGGCUUGGAUGAGAGUUCACCACUGCCAAAGAAACAAAAAUUGGAAUUGAAGGAGAGCAUCAUAGAAGCCGAUGAGGAAUCCCAGAUAGAGGCUGCAAUUAAAGCCUCUCUUGCCGAAGACACGAGCAGUAAGUCGAGUCCAACAACAGCCGAUGAUGACGACGACGACGAUGGCAAAGAUGACUCGGACACACUGGAGACGUUUGAUUCUGAUGCAGAGGAAAUAGAUUAUUCUCUUGAUAAUAAAAUUACAGGGAAGGAAUCUGUGAAGAGAACAUUCAAUGGUGAUAAAAUUUUAAACGGAAGAAAAUUAACAAGUGCCGAUGAAGAUAAAAAGACCGAAAGUAAUAAUUUGCAUGUUGAAGAAAAGUCGUCAGACUUUGAAGAGAGCAGCACGAGUAGUGAAGAAGAGUGGAAGAUGUACCUCGGGUCGUCUGGUGACCCUGAAUCUAAACUAAUUCUCAGACUGCCAGAUGGUUCCAGAGAUAUUGUCUCCAUGCCGUCGACAUCUAAACUAAUGGCCUUGGUGAAAUAUGUAGGUACGAAGGGCUUCAGCAACGAGCAGUAUGAAUUGGUUACAAAUUUUCCCCGGCGAGAAAUUUCCUACAUGGACUUUAAUGUAACCUUAAGAGAUGCUGGAUUAUUCCCUCAAGAAACCAUAUUUAUACAAGCUAGAUAACCUUUUAAUACAUAGUAAAUUAUAUACUAAUAUUUAACAACAGUUGGGUAUUGCUGACUUUUACAUUAUUGAUUAUAAAAUAAAAUGCUUUCUGAAAAACUCAUGCCAGUGAUACCUUUAUAAAUUUAAGUAUAAAUAAGUUUAUAUUCUGAUUCAGAAUAUAUCCUCAGGUCUAAGAUGGGUUCAUUUUAUUUUUGUAAAAUAAAUCCCUUAGAUAUUUUAAUAACAAUUAAAAGAAGAAUUGAAA
This is a messenger RNA of Procambarus clarkii (red swamp crayfish), 1778 nucleotides long. NCBI's taxonomy places the organism in Eukaryota, Metazoa, Arthropoda, Malacostraca, Decapoda, Cambaridae. The record is from RefSeq and is a predicted model, not a curated record.